UUCACAAUCUAAUGAGUUAUACAAAAAGUUAUAUCUGAUAUUUACAUACGGAUUUUAUAAUCAGAUUUCUCAUGCUAUAAAACAAUACAUCAAACUUGGCUAUAAACUUGAAUCAGGAAAUGAUAUAAAGGCUGCUAUAAGUAAUAUUGCUGGCACAAGAGUUGCUAAUAUAAUGCUGAAUAGAGAUUUUGUAGAUGAUGAUAAUAUUAGAAGUAUUUAUGCACGAGCUUUGCCAGGGAUUAGAAAUUGGAAAGUAUGGUCUUCUACUCAAAUAGAAAAAAUUGCGAAAAAGAGAAAACUUGAAAAACUGAAUCCAAUAUAUACUUCGCAUUCAUAUUCAUGUAAAGCAUGGAUGACUCCUAUCGUUGGUAGACAAGGUAUAAAUAAUAUUGCAAAGUUUAUUUUUAUUUGUGAAAGGUCUUUUAAUAUUGCUUUAUUAGAAAUGUUACCUGUAGCAUGUAAAAAUGAAAACUUA
This is a messenger RNA of Racocetra fulgida, 475 nucleotides long. NCBI's taxonomy places the organism in Eukaryota, Fungi, Glomeromycota, Glomeromycetes, Diversisporales, Gigasporaceae. The record is from the annotation of a GenBank genome assembly.